AUGCUUGGAGAAGCCUUCCUAAUUGAAUUCCUAUACAAAGAAAAGGAGUAUACAAAAUUGUGCAAAUCACUUAAAAAUAAGAUCACAAAUGAUGACAAAGAAACUUGGAAAAAGCAGCUUUUAGUUACAGAAGACAAUUCACUUUCACCUGAUAAAAUAGAAAAUCGAGAUAAGGUUGUGAAAAAAAGCUUACCACAGCAAAGAAAUAGUACAAAUAAAAGAAAAUCUGUGGAUGUGGUGACUAUCACAAAAUGCAAAAGUGCUUCCCUUCCAGGAAACGUGUCUGUUGCUCUGCCCAUUCCAAGGAGAGUACAGCUUGAUGAAAUACAACUGGAUUUGUACAGAUCUUUUUCAUCUACAAGUAUUUUCCAGAAUUAUCCUGAUCUACAGAUUGGAGGAAACCAUGUGGGGAACAUGUAUGAUUCAGGAUGUUUUGUGGAACAAGUAUGUGAUGAUACUUUUAAAGGCCCUCUUUUAGUUUCAGUAGAUAAACCAUCGGGUAGUUCUUCUAUCUUUGAGCUCCUAGAGAAACUACCUGUCUCAAAGCUUUUGAAUGGGGAUGAAAUUCGAGAAAAAAGUAUGUUGUUCCAUAAGCAGCCUCUCUCAAAUUCUAUGCUUAACAAUUACAUGGAAAAAAACGUGGACGAACUCUAUAAACAGUUUUUGGAAGAAAAUCUCACUAGAUGCUGCUCCAUUACUAAUUUUCUGGCUUCCAGUUUACUAAUCAAUAAUGCAAAUCACAUCAGCCUUCAAACAUCUCAAGAGCAAAACACAGAGGCAUCAAAAGCUCAGAAAGCUUUCCUAUGCUCUUUUGCAAGAGAUAAUCUCUGUAACUUUUCACAUGGAAAUACUUCUGAAUUCAGCACUCCUAACUUACAAAUAUCAAACUAG
This is a messenger RNA of Condylura cristata (star-nosed mole), 891 nucleotides long. RefSeq lists its product as uncharacterized. The transcript has a single exon. Gene Ontology annotation, biological process: regulation of toll-like receptor signaling pathway. NCBI's taxonomy places the organism in Eukaryota, Metazoa, Chordata, Mammalia, Eulipotyphla, Talpidae. Bases 1 to 891 code for a protein of 296 amino acids. The record is from RefSeq and is a predicted model, not a curated record.